Messenger RNA from Drosophila rhopaloa, 4421 nucleotides. It is a transcript of the gene per, whose product is annotated as period circadian protein. Lineage: Eukaryota; Metazoa; Arthropoda; Insecta; Diptera; Drosophilidae. Gene Ontology annotation, molecular function: transcription cis-regulatory region binding; transcription corepressor binding. The record is from RefSeq and is a predicted model, not a curated record. Gene Ontology annotation, cellular component: cytoplasm; nucleus. Gene Ontology annotation, biological process: negative regulation of transcription by RNA polymerase II; circadian regulation of gene expression; entrainment of circadian clock by photoperiod.
GAAGGUCGACCAACGCGUUCGUCCAGCAAACGAGGGAAUCGCAGUGAUUUAAAAAAGAAGCGAAACAACGGCCAUUGAGCCACGCAAGAUACUUUUUAUUUGUUUGGUGACAGUGAGAGUGGCGGUGCUGAAUGAAAUUCGGCCGCAAAAGUGAAGAAUAUAGCCAACACUUGAUAUACUAGCAGUACUUUGAGAGUGCAGCGGAGAGCGAGAGUAAAUCUCUCAAAAUAUUUAAUUAUACAUCCACACAAAUUGCCAAACUGGAGAACCUAAACACAAUGGAGGGUGGCGAGUCCACGGAGUCCACACACAACACCAAGGUGUCCGACUCGGCAUAUUCGAACAGCUGCAGCAACAGUCAGUCGCAGCGCAGUGGCAGUUCCAAGUCCCGGCUGAGCGGCAGCCACUCCUCCGGCAGCAGCGGCUAUGGCGGCAAGCCGUCGACGCAGGCCAGCAGCAGCGACAUGAUCAUCAAGCGGAACAAGGACAAGUCGCGCAAGAAGAAGAAGAACAAGGGGACGGGGCAGACGCAGGUGCAGUCCCUGAUCUCGGCAGCGGCGUCCUUGGAGGGGGCGGAGGAGAAGCCGCGGCCCAGUGGCAGUGGCUGCGGGGAUCAGCAGAUCCUGCAGGAUCAGCAGCACGGCGAGGAUCGCAACGAGCCGGAGGCCACGGAGCAGCUGCAGCGGGAGGAGGAGGAGGAGGAUCAGUCCGAGUCCGAGUCGGAGGCGGAUCGCGGUGAGGGCGUGACCAAGUCGGACACGACACAGAGCUUUCCCAUCCCGCCGCCCCUCACCGUGACCAUAGUCCCGCCCUCGAUGGGCGGCGGCGUGGGCGGAUGCGGGGGCGUGGGCCACGCCUCCGGCCUGGACAGCGGCCUGGGAAGGUUCGAGAAGACCUGGGAGUCGGGUGCGGGCAAGCUGGAGUCCAUGGCGGGCGUGGGGGCUGGCGGCGGUGCAGCGGGGGAGCGGGCCAAGGAGGACAGCUUCUGCUGCGUGAUCUCCAUGCACGACGGCAUCGUCCUGUACACCACGCCCAGCAUCACCGAUGUCCUGGGCUUUCCACGCGACAUGUGGCUGGGCAGGUCCUUCAUAGACUUUGUGCACAUCAAGGAUCGGGCCACGUUCGCCAGCCAGAUAACCACUGGGAUUCCCAUCGCCGAGUCGCGGGGCAGUAUGCCCAAAGACGCGAAGAGCACAUUCUGCGUGAUGCUGCGUCGCUAUCGGGGAUUGAAGUCGGGUGGAUUCGGGGUGAUCGGCCGCCCGGUGAGCUACGAACCCUUCCGCCUGGGACUCACCUUCAGGGAGGCCCCCGAGGAGGCGCGGCCCGAUAACUACAUGGUCUCCAACGGCACCAACAUGCUGCUCGUCAUCUGCGCCACUCCGAUCAAGAGCAGCUACAAGGUUCCCGACGAGAUCCUCUCCCAGAAGAGCCCCAAGUUCGCCAUCAAGCACACGGCCACCGGGAUCAUAUCGCAUGUGGACAGCGCGGCGGUGAGUGCGUUGGGCUACCUGCCUCAGGACCUCAUCGGACGCAGCAUCAUGGACUUCUACCACCACGAGGACCUCACCGUCAUGAAGGACACCUACGAGACGGUGAUGAAGAAGGGCCAGACGGCCGGCGCCUCCUUCUGCAGCAAGCCGUACCGCUUCCUCAUCCAGAACGGCUGCUACGUCCUCCUGGAGACAGAGUGGACCAGCUUCGUCAAUCCGUGGUCCCGCAAACUGGAGUUCGUCGUCGGACAUCAUAGAGUCUUUCAGGGACCCAAACAGUGCAACGUUUUCGAGGCGGCGCCCACGUGCAAGAUCAAGAUAUCGGAGGAGGCACAAAGCCGGAAUACGCGGAUCAAGGAGGAUAUCGUGAAGCUCCUGGCGGAAACGGUGUCCCGGCCGUCGGAUACCGUCAAGCAGGAGGUCUCCCGCCGCUGCCAGGCACUCGCCAGCUUCAUGGAGACCCUCAUGGACGAGGUGUCCCGGGCGGAUCUCAAGCUGGAGCUGCCGCACGAGAACGAGCUGACCGUCUCCGAGCGGGAUAGCGUGAUGCUCGGCGAGAUCUCGCCGCACCACGACUACUAUGACAGCAAGAGCUCCACGGAGACGCCGCCCAGCUACAACCAGUUGAACUACAACGAGAAUCUGCUGCGGUUUUUCAACAGCAAACCGGUCACGGCGCCGGCGGAGCUCGAUCCGCCCAAGACGGAGCCGCCGGAGCCGCGGGACACCUGUGUCAGUGGGACCAGUGGACCCAUGAGUCCCGUGCACGAGGGCAGUGGAGGCAGUGGCUCCUCCGGCAACUUCACCACCGCCAGUAAUAUACACAUGAGCAGUGUGACCAAUACGAGCAUUGCGGGCACUGGUGGAACCGGAACUGUGACGGGAACAGGGACGGGAACGGGGACUGGGACUGGAACUGGAACUGGGACCGGAACUGGGACGGGAACGGGUACAGGAACAGAUACGGGAACGGGUACAGGAACUGGUACGGGAACAGGUACGGGAACCGGUACAGGAACGGGUACAGGUACAGGUACAGGUACAGGAACAAGAAUUGGCACCGGAACAGAGACCGAAACGACGGUCACCGGCACGGGUAAUGAAACCAAUUCGGGCACAACCAGCUCCUCCAAAGGCGGAGGUGCCGCCACACCACCCGUUACCCUCACCGAAUCCCUGCUGAACAAGCACAACGACGAGAUGGAGAAGUUCAUGCUGAAGAAGCACCGCGAAUCGCGUGGACGCACUGGGGAGAAGAGCAAGAAGUCCGCCAACGACACUCUGAAGAUGCUGGAGUACAGUGGCCCGGGGCACGGCAUCAAAAGGGGCGGCUCCCACUCGUGGGAGGGCGAGGCCAACAAGCCCAAGCAGCAGCUGACCCUGGGAGCAGAUGCGGUCAAGGCGGCGGCAGGAAGUGGAGGAGGUGGAGGAGCAGCGGGCUCUGGCGGCACGGGUUCUGGCGGGGCCGGUGUGGCUGGCGGAGGAGGAACAGGAGCCGGGGGAGCUGUAACGCCGGAGGGCAGGAACACGACUACCUCGGGAGCGGGAAUCCCCGGCGGAGGAGCAGGGGGAGCGGUGGCAGGAGCCACCUCCUCGGUGGGGAGCUCCACGCCCGGACCCUCGUCCUAUCCCUCCUGCACGCAGAACAUCAAUCUCUGGCCGCCCUUCUCGGUGGGCAUCACCCCGCCCGUCCACUCCACGCACACGGCGAUGGCCCCCAGCAGCUUCUCCUCCGCCGGCCUCUUCCCGACCUUCUACUACAUCCCCGCCUCCCUGACGCCCACCAGUCCCACCCGUUCGCCACGGAUCCACAAGCAUCCGCACAAGAGCGGCGUGGAGCUGCCCACCACCUCGCAGCAGGCGGCAGCAGCGGCCGCCCAGGCCAUGCCGCUCCAGUACAUGGCCGGCGUGAUGUACCCGCAUCCCUCUCUCUUCUACACACAUCCUGCAGCGGCGGCCGCCACGGCCAUGAUGUACCAGCCGAUGCCCUUCCCCGGCAUGGCCAACGCCCUCCAGAUGCCGGAGCAGCCGAUGGGUUCCCAGUCGGCCUACAACAAGACGGUGUACACGGCCGCGCCAGCGUCCAUGACGAAGAAGGUGCCGGGGGCCUUCCACUCGGUCACCACUCCCGCCCCGGUGGAGCGGCCCUCCUCGCAGACCACCUCCGUGAAGGCGGAGCCGGGAUCCAAUGUGGCGGUGUCCGAUUCCUGCAAGAAGGAGGUGCCCGGCUCCUCGCCCAUUCCCUCCGUGAUGAACGACUACAACUCCGACCCGCCCGGCAGCAGCAAUCCCCCCAACAACAAGAAAUACACGGACAGCAAUGGGAACAGCGAUGACAUGGACGGCUCCAGCUUCUCCUCGUUCUACUCCUCCUUCAUCAAGACCACGGACGGAUCGGAGAGUCCGCCGGACACCGAAAAGGACCCCAGGCACCGCAAGCUGAAGAGCAUCAGCGCCUCGGAGAGCAAGAUCAUGGAGCACCCGGAGGAGGAUCAGACGCAGCACGGGGAUGGGUAGGACCCAUAGCCACCUGCAGUUGCUGCUGACAGACGUGCUCGAACGGGGGCACCAUGUCGAUCCAUAGGACCAACCAAGCAGCAGACAUCGCAGAGCAGGGAUCCCAGAAACGAUUCUCUGAGGUUACGAACAUCUUCCUGGGAUAUCUAUUAUCUGCAUCUGAUCGAACUGGUGAAGCUUUCACAAUAAAACUAAUCGAGGAGGUCUCGAACGAUCCCUAAAAAAUAAAAACAAGCAGAGGAAAAUGUAGAUCUCAAACCAAGAAAAGCGCGAAGUGGAAAUCGACUUCAUAUUUGUAUCAAACAUUUUAAAUGUUCUGUUAACAAUCCAUCUCAGCUUUAAACAUUUCAUUUAAGUUGUAAGAAACUUUUUAACUUAUUUGUCAUUCAGUGUAAUAAAUUCUAAAAAACCAAA